Molecule: messenger RNA, 1071 nt
Organism: Metopolophium dirhodum (rose-grain aphid)
Lineage: Eukaryota; Metazoa; Arthropoda; Insecta; Hemiptera; Aphididae
Gene: EMC4
Product: ER membrane protein complex subunit 4
Exons: 5
Coding region: 195-710 (171 amino acids)
Biological process (GO): protein folding in endoplasmic reticulum
Cellular component (GO): EMC complex
Source: RefSeq, a predicted model, not a curated record
GUCACUACAGUCUGGGCGGUGACCAAACAACACUGACAGCGGUUAUCUGCUAUCACUAGUAAUAAACAAAUUUUACAUGAUCAUCGUAGUAGUUGAAGUCUCACGAUUUAUUCAUUUCCGUGAAAUACUGAUCUCGUGUGCCCACCGUUUUCUUGUAAUUUAAUCCCAGAUACGUGAUUUAGCUGUUGUACAAAAUGACAACAGUCAAAAGUAAAACCUUUAAAUGGUCGUUAGAUUUUACAAGAAACAAACAUGAAAAAUCGACAGACAAUGUAAGUCCACCAGGAUAUAGUCAAUUAGCUGGACAAAAUGGUACUGAACUGACAAGAGACAGUGAAUCGAGUAGACUAAUUAUUAAGAAAUCUUGGGAUCUAGCAUUAGGACCUCUAAAACAAGUACCAAUGAACUUGUUUAUUAUGUAUAUGGCCGGAAACUCGAUUUCUAUUUUUCCGAUCAUGAUGGUUGGUAUGUUGAUAGUAAGACCAGUCAAAGCCUUAUUUACACUACAAACGACAUUUAAAACCAUUGAAGGAACACAAGCUUGGGGUCAAAAAUUUAUAUUCUUCAUUGGAAAUUGCGUUAAUAUUGUUUUAGCACUAUAUAAAUGUCAAUCUAUGGGUUUAUUACCAACACAUGCAUCAGAUUGGCUUGCAUUUAUCAAUCAGCCUACUAGAAUGGAAUACUCUGGAGGUGGUUUUGUUUUAAGUUAAUCAAAAAUGUAUUCAAAGAAAUUUAUGAGCUAUAUUAUGAAACGGAAACGACAAUUUAACUGCCUCGUUUGGAAAUUGUGAUUAUAUCUCAAAGUUUUUUUAGGUAUAAUAUAUGUAUUGAAUUAUUUAAGAACACAUAGCAUAUUUUCGAUAAUUUUGUAUAAUUUUCACAACUUUUUUUAUUAAAUUAUUUACUGUAUAAUUUUAUAGUAGCAUUAAAUUUAUAAUAUUUUAUGAAUGUAGUAUAUGUAAUAUUUAAGUAUCCAAAAACAGCUAAUAUAUAUUGAAAAUAAUAGUUCAAGGGUGCCUUUAAAAAUAUAUAUUACAUAAUACUUAAAUAAAAAUUUUGAUUCAUGUUUUA